CGUCAAAACUGUGUUUUAUUUACAAAAGUGAUGCCGGCUGUUUUAAAGUAUCGUUCCCAGUUGUUUUAAACCGUUUUUCGUAAUUUUUGGCUCUAUCUCUCGCCUAUUUCCGUGUGGUUUUUACACUACGCGUAUAAUGGCGAGCUCGGCUAACUCGAACCCAGUGCCUAAACUAUACAAGUCUGUCAUUGAAGAUGUGAUCAAUGAAGUGCGAGAGCUGUUCCUGGACGAGGGAGUCGAUGAGCAAGUGCUUCUGGAGCUGAAGACGCUAUGGGAGAACAAACUGUUGCAGUCCAAAGCAGUGGAGGGCUUCCACACCGAGGAGCAGGCAGCUCUGCAGGCCGCUCAGCAACAGCAACAACAGCAGCAGCAAGUUCAGCAGGUCCAACAAGUGCAGCAGGUGACUCAGCCAGCGCAGGCUCAGCAGGUCAUCCUCCCUCCACCGCAGCAGCAAGCUCCCCAGCAGCAAGUUAUUGUUCAGGAUUCCAAGAUUCUACAGCAUAUGAGUGCAACAGGGAUGAGUGCAGCAGCUACCGCAGCAGCCCUUGCUUUGCCCACAGGGGUCACCCCGUACCAACAGCUCAUCACCAGCCAAGGCCAGAUCCUGCAGGUAGUCCGUGCUGCUAAUGGGGCUCAGUUUAUCAUCCAGCAGCCCCAGCAGCAGAUCCUUCUGCAGCAGCAGAUGCAGCCAGGUGGUGUCCAGGCCCCAGUCAUCCAACAGGUUUUGACUCCUCUCCAGGGAGGCCUUCCUCAGCAGACAGGAGUUAUCAUCCAACCACAGCAGAUUGUCUUAGGUUCAGGAAACAAAGUUCAAGGCAAUACACAGGUGAUGCAGGCAGCAGCCAUGGCACCACAGCCUGGUCAGGCAGCAGCUCAGGUCCAGCAGGUCCAGCAGGCCCAGGGUGCAGCUGCACCACAGGUCACCACCCAGCCCCAGGCCCAGCAGCAGGCCCAGGCCCAACCCCAACCUCAGGCCCAGCAGCCUCCCAUGAUGCUGCAGGUGGAUGGAGCCGGAGACACUUCCUCAGAGGAAGAUGAGGAUGAGGAAGAAGAGUAUGAUGAAGACGAUGAGGAGGAGAAAGACAAGGAUGGGGGAGAAGAUGGGCAGGUGGAGGAGGAGCCUCUGAACAGCGGGGAUGAUGUCAGCGAUGAGGAGGACCAGGAGCUGUUUGAUACAGAGAAUGUAGUGGUCUGCCAGUAUGACAAGAUUCACAGAAGUAAGAACAAAUGGAAAUUCCACCUGAAGGACGGGAUCAUGAAUCUGAACGGGAGAGACUAUGUCUUCUCCAAAGCCAUUGGGGAUGCUGAGUGGUGAAGUAGACAAAAGAAGAAAAAAAAACAGACAAAGCAACAGGAGCAGGGACUCUGUAACUCCUUCUAUCCAGUUAACAGACACUUCAAUAUCCUUCCAUAUCCUGUGACUGGAUUGAUUUCAGGAAACUUCUUCUGAGACUUUGAGAAUCUGACAAACCCAAAGGACUGUGAGGUACUGUAAACCUGGGUGUCGUCAGGAACACUCGACUCGCCUUGUGGGGGAAGGGGAAAGCCUGCAAAUGGUCAUUUUUAUUUUUCUUCCUCCAGGCAUCUUUACCUUUUUCCCCGAUUGAAUUCAGUCAUUGCAAAAUAAGCAUUUUCACAUCAUACAGGUGUAGUGGACCAGGGUGGCCUGACCUGCCCCGCCACAGGAGGUCAGAAGUUAUUCAUCGUGACCCCGUAGAUGGAAAAACAAACACCUUCAUUAAUGCACUGUAGUCGGUUGACUGGAUCGAAAUUGAAGUCAUAACUUAGUGCCACCAGUCAAUUUUGCUGCCUUUAGAACGGCCAGAAUCAACUUUUGGCUUUGAAUUUCUUUUUUCUUUUUUUUUUUUUUUCUUUUUUCGUUAUCGGAUCAUAAUUCUGUCUCAAUUCAUGUUUAUGAACAUGGUGCUCCAGAGUGUUUUAUUUAGGUAUUGUUUUAAACAUUUUUUUUAAAAAAUGUCUUUGAUGAAGGUUUAAGAAAACAAAGUUGAAAUUACACGGAUCUUUAAAAGUGAGUAAUAGUUUUUAAAACUCUUCUGAGGAGUGGUGAAUCCAAACCAGUAUCGUUGCUUUUACCCUUGGCUUCUCUGGAGCUUCAUUCCAUCUUAAGAAAAAUAUAUAUGAAAAGAAAAAAAAAAGGAACAGAUCCAACACUGAAAUCAUUUGAGAAUUGUACAAAACGUCUGUGAGUCUGUCCCGUUGGUGUAUCCUCUUUGCUUUUAAUUUAGUUCUCUGCAGCCGUCGCAAACAUUUGCACUGUCAGUUUAUCAAUGUGUUGUGAAAUCAGUCGGGCAAGUUAAAAAGUAGCCACAGUGUGUUUUGUCUGUGGGGGUGUGUGUGUGUGUUUGUUUGAAGGAAAGUGACUGACUGUACAGGCAUGUAGUGAGUGUGCACGUAUGUAUGGUGUGUGUGUGUGUGUGUGUGUGUCACUGAUUUUCUCUGGAAAUCUAUUAGUAAUUCUUUUCUUGCACACCCAAUAAUCUUCAAAACGUCACGUUUUAACAGUAAAAUUUCACCUGUAACGUUCUCUUUUUUUUCUUUGUUUUUUUUUUGGUGGGGGCAUGGUGGAGAUUUUUGUUUUUCUAUUUAUUCCUGAAAGUUGAUUAACUGUUCUAAUUCUUUGAAAGGUUGGAAAGCCGCACCAAACUGUGCUCUUAUAAUCUAAGUGUUCCUUUUUUUUCUGUUGGCUGGACAAAGCUGCAUAACGCCGUGUUCCAAAUCAUUUCGUCCACCAUAUGUUUUCCUGUGCUUUUCAUUUUAUUCAUGACUUUUAAAAUGAGAAUAUUUUCUAUCAAAGUGAAUUUAACCAGGGGGCCCGUGUGUUUCUCUGCAGUUUGUUUUUAGUGCCCCUGUUGCAGCAAUUUGAAAUAAAGUCUGUGUUUUUUGGC
Molecule: messenger RNA, 2906 nt
Organism: Sphaeramia orbicularis (orbiculate cardinalfish)
Lineage: Eukaryota; Metazoa; Chordata; Actinopteri; Kurtiformes; Apogonidae
Gene: gtf2a1
Product: general transcription factor IIA, 1
Exons: 10
Coding region: 137-1315 (392 amino acids)
Biological process (GO): transcription initiation at RNA polymerase II promoter; transcription by RNA polymerase II
Cellular component (GO): transcription factor TFIIA complex
Source: RefSeq, a predicted model, not a curated record